AUGAGCGCUAGACAGCCUUUUGUGCCUUCGAGGCCAGCUUCCCGUGCCGCUGCUAGCGCUGGUCAAGAGGACGCCCUUGGCCUACCCAAGCCCGCUCCCCUGCGCCCUCAGAGCGCUUCCGGCGGGCGACCUACUUCAGAACAGGAGGGUACGGCCAGCAUCAUCACAGAACAGUAUGGCAUUCGAGCCACGGUCGCAACUACGGAUGGUUCCAACGUCAACGCGCUGAUAACUUCUGUGAACAAACCUCUCAAUAUAUCCGGUCUGAUGCAAAAGAAAUCGAAUAGAAGUCCCCAUCUUGCUAACCACGCGCUUCCCGGUUUGAACUCACGCAAGUCAUUCUCUGCCAACGAUGAAAAUUCGCAUUCCCCAGUGCUCAAUUCUACGGCGCAGAGAACUCCGCAUAUAGCCUCUUCUAGUGCUGCCGUUGGUCGACCUGCUUCGCCCUUCCCAUUAAGUAACUUCAAGGCUCCCGCUUUUCCUUCUUCCAGGCUUGCUACCGGUACUCGAAAUAUGACCAGCAUAAGUGAUCGUUCUCCUGUCGGGCAAUCUGGCUCUGGCAAUGCGCAUACAUCUCAUCCGGUCGCGGCCCCUGGGACGAAUGCACUGGAUACUGGUGACAACAUACCUUCUAGUCUCGAGCGUUCUGCUCAUUCUCCCAGUCCUUUCUCUCCUCUUGGGAUGUUCUGUCCUCCGGAUUUAUCGGUACCUCCGACUAAUUUUCAUCCAAUGAAAUCCUUCGGAAUACCAACACUGGAGAAGAUACAUGAGAACGCGGAAGUCUGGGCGGAUCAAUCCUUGGACCGAAGUGGACCCGUCUCCCUCGAUGAACAUACGGAACCCAUUCUACGCCGAGUCCAGAAGCGAUCACGUGCUCACGAAGUAUCUGACGACGAUUAUGGCGUAGAGCUGGAGGCCAAGCGGUGGCGGGCGAGUCCGGCUGGCGAUGCACAGCGGGAUAUCGCCAGUCGUGGCAGUACAGGGUCGCGUCGCCCCACUCCCCUGUCUCACCCUGGAUAUCAGACGGCAGCGACGGUCAUUGAUGUGGAUGAACGUGCUAACGACUUACAAACAAACCGUGGUAACGCAUACUCGACUGGUUCAGGCGGCCCGUCGCGACCGAUGGAAUGUGGUGGGGGCAUUGUUCACCGACUGUUCGGUCUAGAACCGUAUGCGUCGGUGGACGAAUACUUGGGGGCUUACGAAGCUGCGAAGAGACGUUGGACUGAGUGUACUCUAGAAGAAUGGCAGACUGGUGCGGACGAAAUGAUGAGCAAAUUCGGGGAGGUUAUGGACUUCGUCAAGGAUCAUCUGCGGGCGAAAACGUCCCUGUAUACGUCAUUGCAUUCAAAGGUCGAGGAACAUAAAGCAGUCCUCGGCAGUCGCGAAAAGGUCCUGAAGGAUGUACGCGAAAGUCUCGUUAGACAGAGCGGGAAUGUGGUUGGCUCUGGUGUUGUUCUAGGCGGGUAG
Gloeophyllum trabeum ATCC 11539 is the source of this 1470-nucleotide messenger RNA. RefSeq lists its product as uncharacterized. NCBI's taxonomy places the organism in Eukaryota, Fungi, Basidiomycota, Agaricomycetes, Gloeophyllales, Gloeophyllaceae. The transcript is spliced from 5 exons. The coding region runs from base 1 to 1470 and encodes 489 amino acids. The record is from RefSeq and is a predicted model, not a curated record.